GAUUCAAUACAAUACAAUCAUUUGAUAUAAUCUAUACUAAUUGUCAGUCGUUCAGUUCAGUGCAAGCUAGAUGAAAUGACUUCGGAAAAUGACAUUUUCGUUAAUUUAAAUAGAGAAGAUAUUGCCAAACUCAAGGAAAUAUACAGAGGUGUUGAACACGCCCGUGUUGUGCUUCCAUUCUUGGACGUUGCCGAAACAUGGUUUGGAGGAAGCGAAUUGAUCAUAACCUCACCUGGUGACGCUUGGAAGAAAGACGGAUCAAUCGUUGUGUUUAUGGACAUCGGCGUUGCCGCUAUAUUUCUCUUUUCCUUGGAUGAUACGAUCGAAAGAAUCUGUGAUGGACUUCUGAAAACUACAAGAAUCGAUCCCGGAAAGUCGUUCUACUUUCUCAACGUAUUGGAUAGAAGUAUAGAUGUGAUCCUGAAAGUCAUACAGAAAAUGGGUAGGAAAAUCGAGAUGAAUAAUGAAAAUUUUCUCUACACCAUGAACAUAGACAAAGCGAAGUCCUUGAAGGUCGAAUGUCCGCCAGAAGUUCACGUGGGAAGAUUGAAGGAAGAGCACGCAGAACAGAUCGAUAGAGUUUGGCCUCACCGCUUUGAGGGUUCCAUAAAUUUUGUGAGAGGAUGGUUGGCCAAAAACGUCGGUUUCGGACUGUUUUUGAAAGAAAACGACCAGCUGGUGUCUUGGGUGAUGCAGGGCGUUUGGGGACACAUGAAUUUGCUACAAACUGAAGAGAAAUACACGAGGAGGGGAUACGCUAACGUUAUGCUAAUGACGAUCACUAAAUAUUUGGCCGAACAAGGACAAACUCCAGUUGCUACGGUGUUAACGAGAAAUUCUGCGUCGAACAACCUCUUCAAAAAACAAGGAUUCGAGACUAAUACUAAAUCUUACUUCAUAUUGGUCAGUCAGUGUGUGUUAUGAAAUAUUACACUUUAUUAUUUACUUUUUUGAGACUAUUGACUCUUUUGAUAUUUCACUAUCUAUAAAAACCAAUUGUAUUCACUCUUGUUGUGCAGUAUCAAAUGUAACAAAUGCAUUUGUAAUAAAUACUACGUUAAACAAAUAGUUGCACAAAAAUAAUAAUACAGGUGAUGAUACCAAUAUGAUGAAAUGAAUACAAAUAAAAUCUGUACAAUACACAAAUUACAGUGAAUUCUUCUUAUUGUAGACAAAUUUGAAGAUGAUAGCAAGUACAGCCCAGCGCUUGGUUCUUAGACUCUUAUAUCGUGUAAAUGAAACCACUUUCAAAUUUUUCGAUUGAGUCGAUAACUGAAUGAUGUCGUCCAUGAAUUGUAAUUAAACUUGAAGCAUGUA
Molecule: messenger RNA, 1317 nt
Organism: Harmonia axyridis
Lineage: Eukaryota; Metazoa; Arthropoda; Insecta; Coleoptera; Coccinellidae
Exons: 1
Coding region: 76-924 (282 amino acids)
Molecular function (GO): acyltransferase activity, transferring groups other than amino-acyl groups
Source: RefSeq, a predicted model, not a curated record